Mesocestoides corti is the source of this 2076-nucleotide messenger RNA. The record is from the annotation of a GenBank genome assembly. NCBI's taxonomy places the organism in Eukaryota, Metazoa, Platyhelminthes, Cestoda, Cyclophyllidea, Mesocestoididae.
AUGCAUGCUGGGGACUCAGCGAACCGCAAGGUCCCCUACAUUGCUUUCGCAAAAACUCUUGAUUGCAUCGAGAAAACUUCAAGCCGCCUGAAAAUGAUUGGUGUCCUGUCUAAUUUAUUCCGUUGCGUAGGUAUCAACUCACCCAAAGAUUUAGCAAUGUGCAUCAACAUGUCCAUCAACAGACUCGGUCCUUCCUAUGAGGGUUUAGAGUUGGGAGCAAGCAUUGAUCGAAUCAAGUCGGAGCUUAAUCGUCUGGGAGAUCUUGGAGCCGUCGCUGAAGCUGUUCGCUCACGACAGCAAACUAUGUUCAAACCAAAAUCCUUGACUUUGCGACAGGUUUUUGGACGUCUAAAGGAAAUCGCUCUAUUGACAGGAAACGCGGCUCAGACGAAGAAGGUUAAACUUAUUCAAACUCUUCUCGUUGCCUGUCGCGAAUGUGAGGCUAAAUAUCUCAUUCGAUGCCUACAGGGCAAACUUCGGAUUGGUUUGGCUGAGCAAUCUGUGCUUGCGGCGUUAGGACAGGCUGUAGCAAUGACAUCCUUCCAUUCCAUUCAAGCCGUUUUAGCCGAUGGUCAACCCCUUUCUGUUGAUUUGCUGGACACGAGCCGAAAGCCUAUAGGUGGUCCUGAUGCCUGGAAACGACAUUGUGACGAGGUAAUCGGACGUGUGAAGCAGGCUUACGCCCAAUGCCCCAACUACGAGAAGAUUGUGGAAAGUCUCUUGGAGGACGGUCCAGAUAAUGUGCACAAGAGGUGUUGCAUUUCUCCGGGUAUUCCACUUCGACCGAUGCUCGCACAUCCCACACAUGGUGUUACUGAAGUCCUCAAGCGAUUCGAUCAGGCGGAUUUCACGUGUGAAUUUAAGUAUGACGGCGAGCGUGCUCAGAUCCACCUCUUGGCCGACAGCACCGUCCGAGUCUACUCUCGUAACCAGGAGAACAACACCUCGAAAUACCCCGACAUCGUUAAUAGUCUAGUCGCAAACGUCCUUAAAGGCGCUAAAUUGACCGCAGAGGCCUGCAAGCUGUUAGACUCUAUCGGCGAAUCCACCCCGCUAAUUGAAGGCACACCUGUGACCACUUUUAUUUUGGACAGCGAAGCUGUCGCUUGGGAUCGGGUUGCAGAGCAAAUUCUCCCCUUCCAAGUUCUCAGUACCCGAAAACGCAAGGAUGUGCAAGAGGGGGAUGUGAAGGUUUGCGUUUGCGUUUACGCAUUCGACCUUCUUUAUUUGAACGGGAUACCCCUCACAGAGCAGCCACUGCGACAACGGAGGGAGCUUCUUAGACUUGUAUUUCCUACAAUUCCCGGUCAAUUUAUGUUCGCCAACUCGUUAGACAGCUCCGACACGGAGGAAAUCAUUAAGUUCAUGGAUGAGUCAAUCAAAGGUAACUGUGAGGGCCUAAUGGUGAAAACGCUGGACCACGACGCCACUUACGAGAUCGCCAAAAGAUCAAGAAAUUGGCUCAAGCUGAAGAAAGACUAUCUUGAAGGCGUCGGAGACACCCUUGACCUGGUCGUGAUUGGUGGAUUUCAUGGCUCUGGAAAACGAACAGGCCGAUAUGGGGGAUUCCUCCUCGCUUGCUACAAUCCCGAUGACGAGGAAUACCAAACUAUUUGCAAGAUUGGAACAGGCCUAAAGGAUGAAGAUCUGGCGAAGCAUUCGGAUUUCCUCAAGAACUACAUCAUUCCAUCGGCUAAGACCUACUAUCAGUAUACCAAGAGUCUGGAGCCGGACCACUGGUUUGAGCCGAUUCAGGUUUGGGAAAUAAAGGCUGCGGAUAUCAGCAUUUCACCAGCCCACAAAGCAGCCGCGGGAAUGGCAAGUCGUUUUGCUCUAAUUUUGCCCGCCUUAUUCUCGGGAAGGCUACUGGGCUUUAAUUUGAUUAGUUUGGGGGGGGGUGACGCUGACCCGGAGAAGGGCCUUUCUCUGCGUUUUCCGCGUUUUCUGCGUGUCAGGGAUGACAAGAGGCCGGAGGAGGCCACGACAUCGGCGCAGGUGUACGACAUGUACUGCAACCAGGAGCAAGUAAAGAAUUCUGACAAGCAAGAGGAGAUUAACGAAGAGGACUUCUAUUGA